ACCAGCAUGCCCUCCUUCCUUCUACCAGGUUCUAUCCUGGAAACUACCACUAGGUUUGUGAUCUCAUGCAACCUCUUUGGGACUCACCUCAACCAUAAAAUGAGAAUUCAAUGAAUAACCUCUAAGGUUUAAGUCCUAUGAAUACCAAUGGCUUCUCCCUUGUGCUGCUCACUGGCAUCAGUGAAUAAGAGGUCUCACUCCUAAUUACUGCAGAGAAACAGGCAGGAGUUUAAAAGAAUAGAGCCAAAGAAAGUCUCAUGACUUUUACUAUUAAACUCUGGUUUCUCCUCCUCUUAGGGAGAAUCUGAUUUCCCUCUCCUUGGUUUUCAUCCCUUAGGACCUAGGUCAUCCUUUUGUGCAAAGAAUCGGCACUGAGAUUAAAAGUAGAGACUAUUUAGGGCUUUAGAGCCUCUUCUGUCCUGACAUUACUUCCUAGGGAAGAGAUGUAUCCUGUCCCCCUUCCAUAUUCUCUUAGAAGCCUAAGAAUCUAUCCCCCAAUUCUGAAGACCAAGACUCUUUUAAGGCUGGGGCCUGAGGCCUGGGAAAGAAGACUGCCGUAGAGUCCCUGCUCUGAUGGUCUGCCAAGUGGGCCCAGGAGAGAGCUGACAAAAAGCCCCUUCCUGUACUGCCUUGGUGGGGCACAUGCAGGGGCGGCUAGGGAGGGGAAAGGGUGGUGUAGAGUUUUUGUCCCUGAGAAAAGAGGGCCAAGAUUGCUCUCGUGGGCUGGACAGGUGCCCAGGGCUUGACUUGGAAUGCGAAGGAAACCUGGAUCCGCAUGUGAUUCUCCCGAAUCCCCGCCCCCACCAGUAGCCCCUCACUGCACUCCCCCCUUCCACCGUCCCGAGCUCUCCCUCAGCUCUCCACCCCCUGGCCGCGUCCCUUAGGCCUGCCUGCCCCAGAGCUCCAGUUCGAGCUCUGCAACCCGCAGGACUCCACCAGGCGAAGCCCGAGCUAGGACUGGGUAACGAGGUCCCAACCGGCUACAGCCGGGGGCGCGGGGCUGGGCGGUAGCGGCGGCGGCGGCGGCGGCAGCAUCUUCGGCUCCAACUCUGUCUCUAGGGACGCGACCUCGAGACCGAACCCAGGGCCAGGUUCUUAUCCGGAAGUCCUCCUGUGCAGACCUUGUCGGAUGUCUAACUCUCCUAGACGGAGGACAUCAGUGACCAAUCUUCUGAGACUCGUAUGCUCAUGUAGACGGGGCGGGUUACUGAGUGGAGCAGAUGUUUAAUACGAGUCAAACGUCUAAUGCUUGUAGAUGGCAUCAGAGACUAAUCCUCUGAGACUGUAUCUACGAAUUCUCCUGUAGACUGUGUCUGGGAAUAAUCCGCCAUAGACGGCAUCCUUGUCUGCCUCACAUAGGUAGCCGGUGACUUUUCCCACAGUCCUAGAGCCCAGCUCUCCGGCCUCGGCGGGGAGUUAUAGAUAUACCCUGGGCCCGAGGGAUAGCGGAGCCUCAGAAGCCCCACUCCCGGGCAUCCUGGGGCUUUACUACUUCAGGUGAGGGAUAGGAACCGGGGACCGUGAUCUGCUCCAGCGUCAAAUCCUUCCACCUUUCGGAAGCGUGAAACCUGCCAACAAAGUCAAUCCCGCAGUCUGUGGUUAUAAAAUUCAGGUUCUCCCCACGGGACUCCGCCCUGUAGUUCUCCGGGAGACUGAGGUUUCUGUGGGUAAUGGGAAGGACGAGUGGCGCUGGGAGAUGGGACCGGCUGGACGUCUGGGUUACUGUCGCCUGCAGGCUCCAAUGCUAGGACCCAGUCUCUUGCCGCUGGCCAGUCUGGCCCUGUUCUCUACGGCUUUGCUGCUCACGGCCACCUGGACCGACUGCUGGGUGGUUAACUCAGAUGACAGUCUGGAGGUAAGCCACAAAUGCCAAGGGCUGUGGCGGGCGUGUGUCACCAAUCUACUGGAUGGCAUUCGGACUUGCGACCAGUACGAUUCCAUCCUGGCCACACAUCCACGACGUCGGGUGCUGACCAGAGCCCUGUUGCUCGUGGCUGGGAUGCUGUGUAGCUGUGGGUUGGUGGCCCUGCUCCUCACUCUGACCCAAGUGCAGCUCCUGGGGACUGAUCCCAGGAGAAGGGUUCGGCUGGCCUGGGCAUCAGGAUGCCUCUUAGGUGCCGGAGGGUUCCCUGGAGCACUGGGGUCACUCUGGUUUGCUGUGGAGGUGGCUAUGGAGCGAACCCUACCUACUCAUCCCCGAGGACCUCUUACUGGCUAUUACGAGUGGGGGUGGUCUUGCUGGUUAGGUAUUGUGGGAUCUGCUGGCUGCAUGGCCACUGCUUUGGGUCUGGCCUGCUGUCUUCCAGGCCUCCGGCUCCCAGGUAGGAGGGGCCAUGGACACCAAUUCAGAAGCCGGCUGCACCCACAGGCCAUAUAUAUCCUGGACUCCAGCGUAUAAGGACAUAGCUGCCUCAACCCUUUAUCAGCACUGCCACAUUUAGUCUCAGAGUCAUGGAGCCAGAGGGGAGUUCAAAGGAUACCAGGACUCAUCCCAAGAUUAAGUUGAUGUUUAAAAGUUUUAUUAAUAUCUUUUGUUUUUAGAUUAUAUCCAUUUCCCAAUACAUUUCUUCCCUACCUUCCUACCCAACAAGACUUUCCUCAUAACAAAGAUUUUUUAAAGAAAUAUAUCCAUUCAGCAGAGCCACCUUGUUCAGCCUCAUAUGCAAUUCAUCAAGUAUUUAUUAAGUGCCUAGUAUGUACUAGGCCCUUCACUGAGUCCUAGGGAUACAAAAAAAGGCAAAAAAUAAUCCCUAUUCUCAAAGAGUUUACGGACUAGUGGGGGAGAAAACAUGCAAACAACUAUAUAGAAAUAAGCUACAAAUAGGAUAAAUUGGAAGUAAUUUCGAGGAAAGGGGAGGCAAUUUCACAUGCAUAUUUCAUAUGAAUAAUUCUUUGUUUCUCCACUGAAGAGAGGUACAUUAUAUUAUCUCAUCUCCAGGGUCAAAGCUGAUCAUCAUAAUUGUGCAGUUAUGGCAAAUAAAAUUAAUAAUGGUAAACUCAGGUACAGCGUUCCAAGCAAAAUCAGUUUAUUAAUAGUAAUGUGUAUAACUGAUAAAAUGGGUCAGAUUGGCAACUUCAGUAAAGCCAGAAACCCCAAUAACAGGGUCCUCUUUACUGACACAGAACAAAAAAGGGGUCCUGGUAGAUGUGGACAAAAAGUAAUAGGUUGUCAGUCUUGGGCAGGAAGAUUAUGAUUGAUUAUACCAAGAAAGGUGGGUUGCCAUUCUUGUGAGGUUAAUUACCACCUCUCUCUGACAAUUAAGAAAUUUUAAUUGUUUUAUGGGAUCCAUUUGCAUCUUGUAAUUUUUGUUAGGGGAUAAAAACUACCACAUUUGCUGUCUCCUUGAAGUGAUUAAAAAUCCCUUAAUUGUACAAGGACAGGCAAGGACAGACAAAAAAAAAUCUUUUGAGGAAUAGUAUCCACUUGUAGGUCUUAAAGAUAACAAACAUAUCCUGGGAAUAUCCCCAGGGCUACUGGUAAGAAAGAUAACAACUUUAAUUCAGAAGGAAAUAGAAAUUCCUGAACUCAAGGACAUAGAAAAGCAACUUUAGGGAUCAAAGUAGUAUUAAUUUUCUUCAGUGUUCAGAUCAAUGUUCUUUCCAUUUAAUUUUUUGUUGUCAUUAUGCAUAUUAAAAUACAAUGAUUAAGCAGAACUUGAUCUCAUAAGUUCACAUAAAUCUUAUUAUUAUUCUCAGAAUUCAUCAUAUUUGCCAUUUCUUAUGGGAUUGCAAUAUUCUAUAUGUACUACAAUUUAGCCAAUUCUAAUCAGUGAGCACUUUGUUUUCCAGUGUUCUUUUUCAACUACAGUGCUGCAUAUUUUAAUACAUAUGGGGAUUUUCUUUUUUGUUUCUUUUGUUAUAUACCUAAUAUACCUAUAAGAACCUCUGGAUCAAAGAACCAAUUUCAAAUUUUAAAUAGACCAAGGAGAGGGAAAUGACUGAUAAAAGUCAGAGAACAUAACAGAUCGUUUUUGCACCAUGAAAUCUCUUUCAUAGGCAUAGUGUAUGCAAUUUACUACUCUUGGUCUGUCUUGGGAGUUUAUGGCUCUCCACACCACAAUUAUUUCUGCUCCAUUUUCUCCCUCAACCGCCUGCCAUUGACUCCAGCUGCAACUUGUUAAGCAAUGGGACCAUUUCUUGUUUUUCUAUAUCUGGUAGGAGCAC
Sarcophilus harrisii (Tasmanian devil) is the source of this 4164-nucleotide messenger RNA. RefSeq names its product claudin-16-like. Gene Ontology annotation, biological process: bicellular tight junction assembly; cell adhesion. Gene Ontology annotation, molecular function: structural molecule activity. Bases 1697 to 2398 code for a protein of 233 amino acids. The transcript has 6 exons. Gene Ontology annotation, cellular component: bicellular tight junction; plasma membrane. The record is from RefSeq and is a predicted model, not a curated record. NCBI's taxonomy places the organism in Eukaryota, Metazoa, Chordata, Mammalia, Dasyuromorphia, Dasyuridae.